CUAAAUCAUCAAAACAAAUAAUAUCACUCACAAAGAGAAGGUGAAGAUGACUCAGUCUCAGACAAACGGCGGAGACGGAGCAGGAGCCAUCGCAAUGGCAGAGCCUCCUUUGAACAACGAAAUAAUAAUGUUUAAUAGGAGCCUGAGCACGAGCAGCUGUUUGUCAAAGGAAGACGAGGAGAUGACUCGUACUGCGCUUUCAGCGUUUAGAGCUAAGGAGAGUGAGAUCGAGAAGAGGAAGCUGGAGGUUCGUGAACGUGUCCAGGCUCAACUCGGUAGGGUCGAAGAAGAAACUCGCCGCCUUGCCACAAUCCGCGAGGAGCUUGAAUCUCUUGCUGAUCCCAUGAGGAAGGAAGUUUUGAUUGUCCGCAAGAAGAUUGAUAGCGUUUACAAAGAGCUCAAACCAUUAAGUUACUCUGUUCAAAAGAAGCAAAGGGAAUACAAAGAAGCAGUUGAUGCAUUCAACGAGAAAAAUUUGGAGAAAAUUCAGCUGAUCACAAAACUUAUGGACUUGGCUGGAGAAAGCGAGAAUCUGAGGUUGAAGAAGCUUGAAGACCUGAGCAAGAGCAUUUAGAAUAUCACAACACACAUGCAUGACAAAGAUCAAUCAAGAACUUACUUGGGUCUUGGUUCAUUGUGUGAAUUAUGAUGUAUGUUCUUUCUUCUUUUGUAAAAAAUUGAAAUUUGUGG
Molecule: messenger RNA, 690 nt
Organism: Brassica oleracea var. oleracea
Lineage: Eukaryota; Viridiplantae; Streptophyta; Magnoliopsida; Brassicales; Brassicaceae
Exons: 4
Coding region: 47-574 (175 amino acids)
Source: RefSeq, a predicted model, not a curated record